Molecule: messenger RNA, 1717 nt
Organism: Leucoraja erinaceus (little skate)
Lineage: Eukaryota; Metazoa; Chordata; Chondrichthyes; Rajiformes; Rajidae
Product: aquaporin-4
Exons: 5
Coding region: 1-840 (279 amino acids)
Biological process (GO): transmembrane transport
Cellular component (GO): plasma membrane
Molecular function (GO): water channel activity
Source: RefSeq, a predicted model, not a curated record
AUGUCCAUCCAAGAGGAGCUGCGGAGCCGCAGGUUCUGGCGUUCGGUCCUAGCGGAGCUGGUUGGUUCCCUGAUCUUGGUCACGGUUAUCCUGGGAGCCUCGGCCCCUGGGCAGGAGGAUGAAGCUCCGGUCCUGAUGCAGGUGGCUGUAGCCGCCGGCUUCUCGGCGCUCAGCCUGAUGCACUGCUUCGGAGAAAUCAGCGGCGCGCAGAUGAACCCGGCUGUCACCCUGGCCUUGCUCUGCACCAGGAAGCUGGAUGGCCUCCAGUCUGUGUUCUACCUUGUGGCCCAGUGCCUCGGCGCUGUGCUUGGAACAGGGAUAAUCUACAUGUCACUCCCGGUCAAGGCAACAUCAAGGCUUCUAGUCAACAUGAUCAACAAAGAUGGGAAUGCCGGCCAGGCCUUGACAAUGGAGAUUUUUGCCACAUUCCAGCUGGUUUUCACCAUCUUUGCCGUGGACGACCAUCGGCGCAGGGAGGUGGGAGAACCGGGAAACCUGGCCGUUGCCUUGAGCCUGGCGACAGGAAUCCUGGCAUCGGGAAAGUUCUCGGGAGGCAGCCUGAAUCCUGCACGAUCGCUUGGACCAGCUGUAUUCACCGGAGUCUGGGAGCAUCACUGGGUGUACUGGAUUGGCCCCAUCCUUGGUGCUGUCCUUGGGGGUGUUUCUUACGAGUUCUUUUUUGCCUCCAGUGCCUCCCAGGAGAAGCUGAUUGCCUGCAUCACCUGCAAAGAUAUUGAGAUUGUGGAAACGGCCAGUGUGUCUCGGUCUUCGUUACUGACGGUCACCCAGUCCGCGAUGAGGGUGAAACCCACUGCAAAAGUCCAGGACCAGUUAAAUUAAUGCCAGGCCUCUGUCUCCUCGCUUAUAUUAGUAGCCUGGCAUGAAGGGGUUUGCUUUUGUGGCUCUGUGUUAGAGAUGUGGUUGGCCACAAGUAUUAGGAGCUUUUGAUAAAUUAGUGUUAGGCCUGGGCUGUCCCCAGGCGAGGCAGUGGCAAGUGUGGUACAUGUGAAGAACAACUCCUCAUAUUUUGCUUCGUAUGAAUAUUGAUUACUCUCACCUUCCCCAGAGCCAACUGUGAACCAUUCUCCAUUCCCUUGAUCAUCGUCUGCUUUGAUGUGUACUUUUCACACCUUCCACUUUCAUAUCUCUAGUUUCCCUCUCCCCCGAGUCCUACUACACCUGAACUGUCCCACAUGCUCAAGCAAGGACCAUCUACCUGUUCUGGUAUUACAAAUGAACAUUACAGCUCCCAUGAAUGAAUGAAUGAAUGUAUAAGUUUAUUGGCCAAGUAUUCACAUACAAGGAAUUUGCCUUGGUGCUCCGCCCGCACGUGACAACAUGACAUACAGUGACAGUUAUGAGAUCCCACAUUCUACAAAACUUUCUCAGACAACUUCAUCACAAGCAGAUUAACGAGUCAUUCAUUGCGUUGGUGUUUGUGUGAUUUUGGCGUAUACAGUUUCCAACAAGAUAACUGCACAUUUCAAAGUAACUCACUCAGCUUGAUAUUAUUUGAGCAAUAUAAUGAACUAGUCUUAUUUUCAUAUUUCUUUGAAUCAUUUUGCAUUUCCAAUUCAACCUGGCAUUGACAUUGUAAAUCAUAGAGACACAUUUAGACACAAAAAACUGGAGUAACUCAGCGGGACAGGCAGCAUCUAGAAGGGCCCGGACUAGAAGAGCUGAGAUGGCCUGUUUCCGUGCUGUAACGGUUAUAUUG